AUGUUCGCCCAGAUAGGUGGGCACCAGCUGAACGACAGCACCGCCGACCGUUCCAAUCGUCGAGACACACCUUUGCGCAGCUACAACCCCGUAACGAUGGUCGGUGAUAUAGCGUUGCUGCGAGCAGAACUACCGACUGGCCGCAGGUUUGAGUCCGACCCACAAACACCCUUACGGCUGCCGGAUGACAGCAAGGCCGCGAACGGCGAGCUGUGUUACAUCUUCGGGUACGGGUCGGAUUCGUACGAUGGACCGAUCAGUCAGACGCUCCACUACGGCACCGUAAUAGCGCUCGAUCUGGACAGUUGCAUUGGAAUGAUGGGCGCCGUGGUGGCACCGCCCCCGGACUCGGGAAUGUUUUGUGCCAUCGGAGGUGAUUCCGGUGGAGGAUACGUUUGCCGGGCGCCAUUUUCCACCCAGUUUGUGCUGCGGGGCGUAAUAUCGUACGGUGUCGGUUGUGGCGCAACGGCACACCGGGGCGUGUACACGGACGUUGCCUACUAUCUGCGGAACUAUCCGAUCGGUUCCCUCAUCGGUACAGCUUAA
Molecule: messenger RNA, 546 nt
Organism: Anopheles stephensi (Asian malaria mosquito)
Lineage: Eukaryota; Metazoa; Arthropoda; Insecta; Diptera; Culicidae
Product: transmembrane protease serine 9-like
Exons: 3
Coding region: 1-546 (181 amino acids)
Biological process (GO): proteolysis
Molecular function (GO): serine-type endopeptidase activity
Source: RefSeq, a predicted model, not a curated record